This is a messenger RNA of Aethalodelphis obliquidens (Pacific white-sided dolphin), 4454 nucleotides long. RefSeq names its product solute carrier family 6 member 17 (gene SLC6A17). Lineage: Eukaryota; Metazoa; Chordata; Mammalia; Artiodactyla; Delphinidae. The record is from RefSeq and is a predicted model, not a curated record. Bases 395 to 2566 code for a protein of 723 amino acids. Gene Ontology annotation, biological process: L-leucine transport; sodium ion transmembrane transport; alanine transport. Gene Ontology annotation, cellular component: synaptic vesicle; plasma membrane. The transcript is spliced from 12 exons.
UGCCUGCAGCCUCACGCGCUGCCUCCGCCGCGGGACCUGGGUUCCCGGACCGCUCCCCCGAGGGCCGAGCGCGCCGCGGGCGAGAGACGGGCAGAGACAAGCGGCGAGGAGAGGGAGAGAGGAGCGAGCAGAGUCUCGUGCGCCGGCGCGCGGCCCCGGGUCCCCUCCCAGCCCUGGCCGGGGCCCGUCGCCGCCACAGUCGGACUGCCCGUCGUGGGAGGGGCUGUGCGCCCGCGACCCGUUGGGAACCGCAGCUGCUCGGUCGGAGUGCAGCGGCCGAGACCGCGCGACGGCCACGCGGGACAGAGGUCCCUGGAUGAGAAGGAGCUGACAGCGGCCGAGUCCCACCUUCUCUGCGUGCUGGGGAGCAGGGCUGCGUCGCCCAGGUGGCCCAAUGCCGAAGAACAGCAAGGUGACCCAGCGCGAGCACAGUAGUGAGCAUGUCACGGAGUCGGUGGCCGACCUGCUGGCCCUUGAGGAGCCUGUGGACUACAAACAGAGCAUCCUGAAUGUGGCCGGAGAAGCAGGCGGCAAGCAGAAGGUGGCGGACGUGGAGGACCGGCCGGCCUGGAACAGCAAGCUGCAGUACAUCUUGGCCCAGAUCGGCUUCUCUGUGGGCCUUGGCAACAUCUGGAGGUUCCCCUACCUGUGCCAGAAAAAUGGAGGAGGUGCCUACCUGGUGCCCUACCUGGUGCUGCUGAUCAUCAUUGGGAUCCCGCUCUUCUUCCUGGAGCUGGCUGUGGGCCAGAGGAUCCGCCGCGGCAGCAUCGGCGUGUGGCACUAUGUGUGCCCCCGCCUGGGCGGCAUCGGCUUCUCCAGCUGCAUAGUCUGCCUCUUCGUUGGGCUGUACUAUAAUGUGAUCAUCGGGUGGAGCAUCUUCUAUUUCUUCAAGUCUUUCCAGUACCCGCUGCCCUGGAGUGAGUGCCCUGUCGCCAGGAAUGGGACCGCGGCAGUGGUGGAGCCGGAGUGUGAGAAGAGCUCGGCCACUACCUACUUCUGGUACCGAGAGGCAUUGGACAUCUCCAACUCCAUCUCAGAGAGCGGGGGCCUCAACUGGAAGAUGACCCUGUGCCUCCUCGUGGCCUGGGGCAUCGUGGGCAUGGCCGUCGUCAAGGGCAUCCAGUCCUCGGGGAAGGUGAUGUAUUUCAGCUCCCUCUUUCCCUACGUGGUGCUGGCCUGCUUCCUGGUCCGGGGGCUGCUGCUGCGGGGGGCCGUCGACGGCAUCCUACACAUGUUCACUCCCAAGCUGGACAAGAUGCUGGACCCCCAGGUGUGGCGGGAGGCAGCCACACAGGUCUUCUUCGCCCUGGGGCUAGGCUUUGGGGGUGUCAUCGCCUUCUCCAGCUACAACAAACAGGACAACAACUGCCACUUCGACGCCGCCCUGGUGUCCUUCAUCAACUUCUUCACCUCGGUGCUGGCCACCCUCGUGGUGUUCGCUGUGCUGGGCUUCAAGGCCAACAUCAUGAACGAGAAGUGUGUGGUCGAGAAUGCCGAGAAGAUCCUGGGGUACCUCAACACCGACGUCCUGAGCCGGGCCCUCAUCCCUCCUCACGUCAACUUCUCUCACCUGACCACUAAGGACUACGCGGAGAUGUACAAGGUCAUCAAGACCGUGAAGGAGGACCAUUUCUCAGCCUUGGGCCUCGACCCCUGCCUUCUGGAGGAUGAGCUGGACAAGUCCGUGCAGGGCACAGGCCUGGCCUUCAUCGCCUUCACGGAGGCCAUGACGCACUUCCCCGCCUCCCCGUUCUGGUCCGUCAUGUUCUUCCUGAUGCUUAUCAACCUGGGCCUGGGCAGUAUGAUCGGGACCAUGGCGGGCAUCACCACGCCCAUCAUCGACACCUUCAAGGUGCCCAAGGAGAUGUUCACAGUGGGCUGCUGUGUCUUUGCCUUCUUCGUGGGGCUGUUGUUCGUCCAGCGCUCCGGAAACUACUUUGUCACCAUGUUUGAUGACUACUCGGCCACCCUGCCACUCACCGUCAUCGUCAUCCUUGAGAACGUCGCUGUGGCCUGGAUCUAUGGAACCAAGAAGUUCAUGCAGGAGCUGACGGAGAUGCUGGGCUUCCAGCCCUACCGCUUCUAUUUCUACAUGUGGAAGUUCGUGUCUCCGCUGUGCAUGGCUGUGCUCACCACGGCCAGCAUCAUCCAGCUGGGGGUCACGCCCCCGGGCUACAGCGCCUGGAUCAAGGAGGAGGCUGCCGAGCGCUACCUGUAUUUCCCUAACUGGGCCAUGGCUCUCCUGAUCACGCUCAUCGUCGUGGCUGUCCUGCCCAUCCCCGUGGUGUUCGUUCUGCGGCACUUCCACCUGCUCUCCGACGGCUCCAACACCCUCUCCGUGUCCUACAAGAAGGGCCGCAUGAUGAAGGACAUCUCCAACCUGGAGGAGAACGACGAGACCCGCUUCAUCCUCAGCAAGGUGCCCAGCGAGGCGCCCUCCCCCAUGCCCACUCACCGCUCCUACCUGGGGCCCGGCAGCACAUCGCCCCUGGAGACCAGUGGCAACCCCAAUGGACGCUAUGGGAGUGGCUACCUCCUAGCCAGCACCCCUGAGUCGGAGCUGUGACCACUGCCCCGCCCUGCCCGCCUUGCCUCCCACACCCAGCCAGCCCACGUGUCCCAGCCUGGCUUUUCCUUCCAGGCCAGGCCCUCUGCCCAAGGGGAGGGGCUCUGCCCUGCCUCAUCCUCCACCCCAGUCCCAGCCGACUUCUGCUUCCUAGAUCUGAGUGGGGGCUGGGAGAAGCUCUGUCCCCCAGUCUAGGCCCCCAACCCAGCUAACCUUCAGAGACCCCCUUACCAAACUACAUCUGAGUUACUGGAACCGCCCAGAUGUCCCGAUUCCCAGCACAGGGGAGACUCCAAGUGGCCACUCCAGGGGUCACUCCACACUCCCUCUCUCCUGCAGUUCUUAGGUCUUGGAGUCCCUUAGGUCUGUGCUGCCAGGUAGUGGUGGUGGCUCAGGGAUGGGUUGGGUGGGGUGUCCCUUUCCAGAGGUGCCCAAUUUAAGGUUGGAGAUGGGGCAGAGAUGCCAGGACUCAGGGCUUAGACUUUGGGAUGGAGUCUGCAGAAAUCCCCAAGUUCUGUUUGGUGAGGCAGACGGUGCCCUCUGGUUUAGAGCAUGAGCCUUGGCAGCGGGGGUGGUGGGAUGAGGGGGCUCCUUGGCCUCAGGCUCAAGGUGGACCUUCCAGUGUUCUUGGCCCUGCCUGGGGUGGGGGGAUGUGCUCCCGCAUCCUGCCUGGUAGGGCAGUGACUGGCCCCAGAGCCCUUCCCACCUCCAUUAGAGCUUAGCCUGCCCUCUCCCCACACCCCCAUCCGGGAGCCCAGAGUCGUGGCCUCUGCCUCUGUCCUCGAGAGAGGAGAGGUCUCUAGAGCACACCUGAUGGCUCACAGCACAAAUCAGAUGGUUUGGAGCACAGCUGUGAAGCACAACCCCUCCCCUCUCGCCAGGGGCCCGACUUUCUCGCUAGCGGCAGCUUCUGCCCUGGAACGGCAGUCCCUGGAGUUCAGGGGCUCACACCUGGGAAGGAGAUAAUUUCACUGCCCCUUUGGGCCGCCGCCCCUCUCCUUGUACAAGCACAGCCACCCGGUGUGCACGUCGUGUGUGGACACCUCGGAAACCUUUCCCAAGCCGCCCGGCCCGUGGUGGGGUGUGGGGGGCACAGGCCGUGCUGUGGCCACUGGAAGCUGCCCAGGGGGAGGGCCGGGCCUCUGUCCUGGGGCCCAGCCCUGCGGCACCCCACCCAUGCUUACCUUUGCCUUCCCCGGAAGAGGGCCGCCCUCGGAGUGCAGGCUAAGAGGAUUGGAACCUGAUUGGAGGUCAGAAGUCUGCAGAGAGAUGAAUGGACUGAUGAAAGGAUGCAAGGAUGGGUGGAUGGAAGGAAGGAGGGGUGGGGAGGAAGGAAGACUGGCUGGGACAGCAAACCUCCAUCUUUGCGAGCUGCAGUGGGCAGGGCAGGGGCAGGCCUGGCUCCUUCACAAAGGGUCCUGAGUCACUCUUGUGCCCCUGACUGCUCUCAGCCCUGGGAGGGACACACUAGGCCCAGGGGUCCCUCCUCCACCCCUUAGUCCCUUGGUUUUCCCCGCCCCCCUUGGGGUCCACUGACCACCUCCCUUCCUCAUCCUCCUCCCACACGUGCUCCCAUUUCCAGCCCUCUCAGCCCCACCCAUCCUUCCUGAGUGUGUGGGGGGAGGGGGAGUCCCACAUCUCCACAAAGACAUGAGCUUCUGGGACACCACAUCACGCCUUAGGCCCCCUCACCUGACAGCACCUCCUACCUGGCCCUGUGCCUAAUCCCAAGCAGAAAUAGCAACAGGAAAAGCAAGGCCCCAGGAGAGACACUACUAUAUAUACUCUAUAUAUUCUAUUUCUAUUGUAUAUUCAAUCUGUACAUGUGGGUGUAAAUGCUGUUAAAUGACAAACCCAAUAUUAUACUGUGGCUGGUGGACUAUUUUCA